Molecule: messenger RNA, 1828 nt
Organism: Daucus carota subsp. sativus
Lineage: Eukaryota; Viridiplantae; Streptophyta; Magnoliopsida; Apiales; Apiaceae
Exons: 15
Coding region: 257-1396 (379 amino acids)
Source: RefSeq, a predicted model, not a curated record
CAAAACUAGAAACAAAACAUAUUUGAUUUGAUUUGAUUUCUUUUCAAUUUCAGCUUCACCAAUACACAAAACACACAGAGCUAUACAUACAACAUAUAGUCAUAUACGUUCAUAUUUUCAUUAAUUUUUGCCGAUCUCUUCUUCUCAACAACAUAUUUAAAUUUAUAUCAACAACCCACUUGUAUAACUUGUGUAUAUUGCUGCUUCUUCUCAGCCCAUCUGUGCCUAGCUGUUUGAACUGAGCAACUUUACCAGAAUGGCAAACUUCAAUCGCAGCGGUGGUUUAAAAAAAUCCAAUGAUAGUGUCAGACUUAUUAUAACAACCAUAAUGGGAAUGGUGUUUGGUUAUUUUAUUGGUAUUUCAUUUCCGUCAGUUUCCCUUUCCAGGAUUAACCUACCCUCAAGCCUUAUGUCAUUUCAUGAAGAUAUUCUCAAACCCAGUGAUCGCAGUUUUCCUGAAAAUCUAGGGUCAGGAAACACACCUAAAAUACCCAAGAUAUAUGUUCCAACAAAUCCCCGCGGUGCUGAGACGUUACCUCCGGGAAUUGUAGUGGCCGAGACAGAUUAUAUGUUGAGAAGAUUAUGGGGUGACCCAACUGAGGAUAUAAAAAAGAAGCCAAAGUACUUAGUAACUUUCACAGUGGGAUUUGAUCAGAGAAACAACAUUGACGCAGCAGUCAAAAAGUUCUCUGAGGAUUUUCAGAUUUUGCUUUUCCAUUAUGAUGGGCGAACUAGUGAGUGGGAUCAGUUUGAAUGGUCAAAGCGUGCUGUUCAUAUCAGCAUAAGAAAACAAACAAAGUGGUGGUAUGCAAAGAGAUUUCUACAUCCUGAUGUUGUAGCAGCCUAUGAUUAUAUUUUCAUUUGGGAUGAAGAUCUAGGUGUUGAGCAUUUUAACGGAGACAAGUUUAUUGAACUGGUAAAGAAACAUGGUCUGGAGAUUUCUCAACCAGGUCUUGAACCCAAUAAUGGACUAACAUGGCAAAUGACAAAGAGGAGAGGCGACCGAGAAGUUCACAAGAAUACAGAAGAGCGACCAGGGUGGUGUAGUGAUCCACAUUUGCCUCCAUGUGCUGCUUUUGUGGAGAUCAUGGCACCAGUAUUUUCUCGACAAGCCUGGCGGUGUGUGUGGCAUAUGAUUCAGAAUGAUUUGGUGCAUGGUUGGGGUCUAGAUUUUGCCCUCAGAAGAUGUGUGGAGCCUGCACAUGAAAAGAUUGGCGUUGUUGAUUCACAGUGGAUUAUUCAUCAAGUAAUCCCUUCUCUUGGAAAUCAGGGUGUGUCCGAGGAUGGUAAAGCUCCAUGGGAAGGGGUGAAACAGAGAUGCAGAAGCGAGUGGGCCCUAUUUCAGGAUCGCCUUGCAAAUGCAGACCAGGCUUAUUUUAUGCAAAAGAAGGGUUGAUGCAUUGUAAAUGUGUAGUAACUUCACCAUGUACAUUUCUGUUGCUCGUCAACCCAUCUCCCCAUCCGAGGUGCGAAGGGUGUUUCGGUAGUUCACAGCCCUCGGCUUCAAAUACCAGGAAAAUUAUAUAUCAAAGGGGUGUUCACCCACAUUCCAUGUACUAUACGAAGCGUCCAGAAAUGUAGGCUGUUUGUGCAUAUAAAUCGUUGCUAAAUUUAGAGGCUCAACUUUUGUACUAUAUUCUGCAUGGUUGCAUGUUUGCAGCUGUGCCACUUGUUCUGUUCUGCAAAUUAUUUGGUUUUUCUCGUAUUCUCGACACGUAGCAGUUAAUACUUGAGUAUAACUGACAAAUAGCUGAAACAAGAUUCAAGAAUGUAUGUUUCACCAGAUUUUGUAAUUUAUUUUUUUAACAGACAUCCUCUCUUCUUUUUC